Molecule: messenger RNA, 1225 nt
Organism: Myotis daubentonii (Daubenton's bat)
Lineage: Eukaryota; Metazoa; Chordata; Mammalia; Chiroptera; Vespertilionidae
Gene: ENDOG
Product: endonuclease G
Biological process (GO): apoptotic DNA fragmentation
Cellular component (GO): nucleus; mitochondrial inner membrane
Molecular function (GO): metal ion binding; single-stranded DNA endonuclease activity; RNA endonuclease activity
Source: RefSeq, a predicted model, not a curated record
GACUUCCAAUCACGAGUGGUCUCCCUUCAUUAGUCUUACUCCCUUCGUUAGAGUCCUAAGCCCUUCCGAGCCUUAGAGCGUGGAAGGGACGGACAUGGCGCCCACUCAAGCCCCCACCCGGCCCCAUGCCCACAGGCCGACGCGGCCCCUUUAAGAGUCUCGCUGGCCGGAACACCUCGAGGUCGCGGCGUUUCCCGGCGCCUCGGGCCGCCCUCCAUUGGCGCUGCGGACGCACUCCCGGCCAUGCGGGCGCUGCGGGCUGCCCUGACCCUGGCGCUGGGCGCCGGCCUGGGCGCGGCGGCCGAGGGCUGGCGGCGGCGGCGGCGGGCAGAUGCGCGGCCGGCGCCGGGGCUGCUGGGCCGGCUGCCAGUGCUGCCCGUGGCGGCGGCGGCCGAGCUGCCCGUCGUGCCCGCCGGACCCGGGGCCCUGGCGGGCGGCGGCCCCGGCGAGCUCGCCAAGUACGGGCUGCCCGGGCUGGCGCAGCUCAAGAGCCGCGAGUCGUACGUGCUGUGCUACGACCCGCGCACCCGCUGCGCGCUCUGGGUGGUGGAGCAGCUGCGGCCCGAGCGGCUCCGCGGCGACGGCGACCGCCGCUCGUGCGACUUCCGCGAGGACGAGUCGGUGCACGCGUACCACCGCGCCACCAACGCCGACUACCGCGGCAGCGGCUUCGACCGCGGCCACCUGGCCGCCGCCGCCAACCACCGCUGGAGCCAGAAAGCCAUGGACGACACCUUCUACCUGAGCAACAUCGCGCCCCAGGUGCCCCACCUCAACCAGAAUGCCUGGAACAACCUGGAGAAGUACAGCCGGAGCUUGACCCGCACCUACCAAAACGUCUAUGUCUGCACAGGGCCGCUCUUCCUGCCCAAGACAGAGGCUGAUGGGAAAUCCUACGUGAAGUACCAGGUCAUCGGCAAGAACCACGUGGCAGUGCCCACCCACUUCUUCAAGGUGCUGAUCCUGGAGGCAGCAGGCGGGCAAAUCGAACUUCGCUCCUACGUGAUGCCCAAUGCGCCCGUGGACGAGGCAAUCCCGCUGGAGCGCUUCCUGGUGCCCAUCGAGAGCAUCGAGCGGGCCUCGGGGCUGCUCUUUGUGCCGAAUAUCCUGGCAAGGGCAGGCAGCCUCAAGGCCAUCACCGCCGGCAGCAAGUGAGGGCAGCAGCCCAGCCAGACUGUGAGGGUGUGUGGCUGGGUCGCAUUAAAGAUGGUUAUUUUUGGAGAAA